GGCCGGCGGCACGGGCCGCACGGUGCGGCGAUCUUCUCCUCGCUUCUGAGCCGACCGCCGCGCGGUCACCAUGUCGCUGGCGGCCUCAGCUGGCCGGGGUCCGGGGGCCGUGUGGUCCCCAACGCACGUGCAGGUGACGGUGCUGCAGGCGCGGGGCCUGCGGGCCAAGGGCCCCGGGGGCACGAGCGACGCGUACGCGGUGAUCCAGGUGGGCAAGGAAAAGUAUGCCACCUCGGUGUCGGAGCGCAGCCUGGGCGCGCCAGUGUGGCGGGAGGAGGCCACCUUCGAGCUGCCGCCGCUGCUGUCCGCCGGGGCCGCGCCCCCGGCCGCCGCCACCCUGCAGCUCACCGUGCUGCACCGCGCGCUGCUCGGCCUCGACAAGUUCCUGGGCCGGGCCGAGGUGGACCUGCAGGAGCUGCACCGGGACCAGGGCCGCAGGAAGACCCAGUGGUAUACCUUGAAAUCCAAACCAGGAAAGAAGGAUAAAGAGCGAGGCGAAAUUGAGGUUGACAUCCAGUUUAUGAGAAACAACAUGACCGCCAGCAUGUUUGACCUUUCUAUGAAAGACAAGUCUCGGAAUCCUUUUGGGAAACUGAAGGACAAGAUCAAGGGGAAGCAUAAGGAUAGCGCGUCUGAUACUGCUUCAGCCAUCAUUCCCAGCGUCACACCCGCUGCCGACAGUGAUGAUGAGUCUACUUCAAAAGACAAGAAAAAGAAGUCGAAGAUCAAGACCUUGUUUUCCAAGUCAAAUUUGCAGAAAACACCCCUUUCCCAGUCCAUGUCUGUCCUGCCUACUUCAAAGCCAGACAAAGUGCUGCUUCGUCCUGGAGGCUUUCAAUCCCGGUGGGAGGAUGAUGAAAAUGAGGAUGAGUCCUCCUCUGCCUCGGAUGUCCUGUCUCCCAAGAGAACAGAGAGUGCACCUCCUAAGCAACUGAACCAGAUCAAUCUCAACCUUCCCAAGAAGGAAGGACUCCCCUUUCUUGGGGGCCUCCGGUCUAAGAAUGACUUCCUUUCUCGCUCCAAUGUAUGUAUCAAUGGGAACCAUGUUUACAUGGAGCAGCCAGAAGCCAAGAGCGAGAUCAAGGACAGCUCCCCUGCCUCUUCCCCGUCCCCACAAGGCUUCAGGAAGAAGCAUUUAUUCUCCUCCACUGAAAACCUGGCCACUCAGUCCUGGAAGGAGCCCGGAGAAGGUGGGCCAGUGUCUUCCAACAGACAGUUCUUGGAGUCUUCCACAAAAGACUUUCUGAAAUCUAUGUCUCUGCCAUCCUACCGGCCUCAGGUCAGUGGGGAUAUUCAGGAGAACAUGGCUCCAGUGAGCUUGGAAGUGGCAAAAGAAACCAAGGAGAGCAAGGAAAACAAGAAGUCCUCUUUGCUGUCUCUGGUGACUGGAAAGAAGGACCCGGCUAAGGGCAGUGACGUCGGAAGCCCCCCUGCCGUCCCAGGGAAGGAGAAGGAAGGCAGGAUUAUGGAAGUCACUCCUAGGGAGGACCAGUCAGGGCCUGACGAAGACCCAGCGAAACGAUCGGAGAAGGAUACUGUGGCUAUGGUCUCUGGACGGGGCAAAUCCCUGAACCCCUUCGAGGAAGUGCCGAGCGCAGAACUGGAAGCUGACCGAGAGCCCAGGUCUGAACCCGCACCACCUGCUCCUUCUGCAAGGGCUCUGCAGACCAAAGCCGUCAAGCCUCGACUAGAAGUGUCUCCAGAGGCUCAACCCACAGCCAGGCUUUCUUCUGCCCCUGACUCUCCUCUCUUUUCUUCUGCUCUUCUUUCCACCUCUGGCCACACACCUAUCCCUGCUAAAUCGGGGCAUGGCUCAGAGACGCUGUCCUCUGAAUCUCCUUCUGGCUUCUUCUCUUUCUCAUCUCCUGUAGUGGCUCCCAUUUCCACAUCCACGCCGGUGGAAAGCUGGCCUUCCACAGCCCCGGGUCAGGCUGGGCCCGAAGAACCUUCCUUGCUCCUUAAAGUGGAAUUGCAAACGGAGAGUGUAACCCAAGUUCCAAAGACUGUUUCUUGUGCCUCGGGGUCGCUUUCCCAACAGCUACCCACUCCAGUAGGUAAAGGGACGGAGGAUUCUCCAACGAGGAAGACCAGUGAGCUGGGCCCAAGGAACACCAUCCGUAACGACUCAGCAAAGUGUCUCCUGAAGCAGCCUGAGAUCGAGCCCCGAGACCUGAGGUUGUCCCUGUCAGCACAGGCCUCUGUCCCAUCAUCUCAAGAGACCCAAGAAGUGACAUUCCCCCUUUCAGCCGCAAGUGGCGGGACUGAAAGCCCAGCUGGGAAGCCUCCGAUGGGGGAAGACACAGUCGUCUCGAGUCCAUCUGGGUCUUAUGAGGAGAAGAGAGUGGAGGACGGCAGAACGUCCCCUCUUCAGAUGGGAGAAUCGGUCCCCGCUCUUGGCUCUGCGAUGCAGACACACGAGGGCCGGAAGAGAGUCAAGAAGCGGGUGUCGUUUUCUGAGCAGCUCUUUAUGGAAGAGGAGUUAGAGAAGUCCCCUGGGUCGCUGGGAGAGGACGAAGGGAGCCCCCAGGAGCCGCUGCAGGAAGGAGCCACUGCCAGAGCUGGAUCAGACGGGGAGCCUGCUGGGCCUGUCUACACAGAGGGCUCCGAGAGGGGAGUGGCCAGUCGGGCUGAGCCAGCCUCCACAGCAGACCUGCCUCCUCUCCCCUGCGGAGAGUCUUUCUCCGAAGGCCCCUUGGGUGAAGCACGCUUGGGGAAAGACGCUCCCCUCUGUGGGAUCCAGGGAGACCAUAUGCUCAUGGCUGAGAAUCAGAGCAAAGCCAGUGACCAUGAAGGUUUGUUGUCCGAGCCCCUGGGCGGCCUUCACUCUCCCCCAGGGGUUAGCUCUCCAGUCCUGGCUGACCUGGGCUUAAGCCUUCCUUCCAUUCCUGAAGUGGCAUCGGAUGACGAAAGAGUGGAUCAGGUUGACGAUGAUGGAGAUGGAGAGACCGUGCAGGCGGCAGCCGUGGGAGCAGGGCCUUCUCCCAUGAGUGUGCCACCUGCCUGUCCUGAUUUGGAAAGGAGGCCGAGGGGCGAGGUGGGCGGGUGGGAGGUGCCUGCAGAGAGCCCGCACCACCCCAGGGCCGAGGUGCCCAGAGCAUCUGUUACAGCUGCUUCUUCGGAGCCAACCACAGCUUUGGGGAUUCAUAAAUCGGAUCUUGGCAACAGCUCACGCUCGGAUAUACAGCGGCUGGGUCCUGGCAGUGGCAAGAAGGAAGAGCUGCUGGGAAAUGGGAGGCCAAGCCAGCCUCCAGAAACGGCCCCGGAUCCUCCUGGAUCCAGCCCCUCCUUUUCUGAGACCUUUCCUGCUACGCACUCUCUCCCUAGCUACCCACACGCUGACACUCACCACACCAGUACAGCAGAAUCUCAAAAAAAAGCAACAGCAGAGGGCCCCGCUGGUAAAGUGGAAAGUUCUGGCAAGAGGAAGCCGCUUCUUCAGGCCUGGGUGUCACCCUCAGAGACACAUCCAGUCUCUGCUCAGCCGAGCGUGGGAACGGGGUCAGCCAAGCACAGACUUCAUCCCGUGAAGCCAAUGAACGCAGCAGCCCCCAAGGUUGCUAAUUCCAGCUUGGGCACUGCCACCAUCAUCAGUGAGAACUUGAUCAACGAAGCCAUGAUGAAGAAAUACAACCCGUCGGACCCUGCCUUUGCUUACGCACAGCUAACCCACGAUGAGCUGAUCCAGCUGGUCCUCAAGCAGAAGGAGACGAUAAGCAAGAAGGAGUUCCAAGUCCGUGAGCUGGAAGACUACAUUGACAACCUGCUCGUCAGGGUCAUGGAAGAAACCCCCAACAUCCUCCGAAUCCCGGCUCAGGUCGGCAGAAAGGCGGGAAAGAUGUGAAUCGUUAGCCCAUGGCACCGGGACUUCUUUGUGAGUUUGUUUCCACCGCUCCGGAGGUCAAGGACUCAGUAUGCCUGAUAACCGGCCCACAGGCUCAAAAUCGCUAUCUGUCUCCCUCGCGUGUUAUCUGGCAAGAGUCCGUUCUACCAGUUGAAACCAGGUUAAUGAUUACAAUGAAUCUUUUACUGUAUGUUCCCAGGGUUUUAUUUUUAAAUGCCACCGUGCCUUUGACUAUACUGUAAAUAUUUUAUUCUCUGAUCAGAGACGUGGUCAUAACAUCUGCUCCUGGCCCAGAGAUUCACAUGGCACAGGGGAUAUUCAUGUAUUUAACAUUGGGACAAUGUUCUUUCUUUGAUGCUGAAAUCUAAAAAUAUGUGCCCCUCCCCCCAAGUCAGUAAAGCAUGGGGUGAAAGGAGAAGGCCCGUGUGGUUGAUGUUGAGUUAACACACUUGCUUGGCUUUCGAGUAGCUCAGCAUGGUUCUCUGGCACUACAUUUUGAUACUGUGUGAACUUCCGGCUGCUUCCACUUGGGCUUGUUGAUUUGACUGAAGCAGGGGAGUUCAGUGCCUUGUAGACUUUGAACAAGCUGCCUUUUCUAAACAUCAGCUACCACUACUCUCUUGCCUUACAAUGUGCUCCUUAUCAAUGCGUAGGGCCUGUCCUAGAGACGUGAGAAGUAGAUUAGGGAAUUAGGGAGUCACUUUGCACUCAUUUAAUGGGGUUGGUCAAAGUCUCAUGAUAGCCGGGUUCCUGCUGGCUGGAGUGGCCUCCUCGGAGCCUGAUAAGGGAUGAAUGACCCAUGCACUUGCUAAAAUGGUUCCGCCAGGUAUGGAAUGAUUUUAGUAGGGCUCCUUUGGCCUCUGCUUGGCCACCUGCUUUCCUCGGCAGUACUUCCUGACAUUUCUCCUGCCUUAUCAUAAAAUGAUGAAGAGCAAGAAGGUAACACUUAGUUUUAGUUUGCUGUAUUUUUAAAUCUAGGAGAAUACCCAUAUAUUUUUUUUAGCCUGGGACAUGCCUUCACUAAUAGCACCCAGUUCCGGUCCUUCAGAUAGUUUCAUUGUUUGGAACCUAAGACUAGAAUUCGAAUAUUUCUGUGUUGGUCAGUUUCCUCUCAUGGUUGUGACAGGAUCUUAUCAAAUCUUGACCUCUCUCCUAGGGGAAGAAUAUCGCCCUGCUAGCGCGGUGGGCGGGGCUUGAGGAUUUGGGGUUGGGAUCCCUUCUCUGUCCUUAUUCUAUGGAGGUUAAGAGGCAACAUGAUUUUGGCAGCGGAACUCCUUUUCAGGAUUGCGUUUGCUGCCAUGUCAGUUUUCUCGGAGCACUUUAAUCUGAAGGAUGAUGCUGUAACUUGAUUUCUCGAAUUAGCUUUUAAUGAUCUUUAGCUAUUUUAUUUAAUACUCUCUUACAGUCAUGGGGCCCACUGUAAGCCUCUCAGAUGCCUUGUAUUUUGUAGUGCUACGAAAACCAUAUAUAAAGAGAACCAUAUAUUCCACUUGAACUCUGAAAAUGUAUAUAUUUGUUCUGCAAUAUAUAUUUUUUACUUAAUGUAUUUUGACUGUGAUAACCCCUGUAUUGGGGGCAGGCGUGGUCUGAAUUGCUCCUUGAAGGGCUGGUGUGGAGACCUGCAUUGCUCACGAGAAGUGAUUGGUCUGGAGGUCAUCCGCUGCUAGGACCUCGGGUACAUAAGUGACUUGGUCAGUGUUCGAGAGGGACGUCUGGGGAGAGGAGUGACUUCCUGUGCUCUCAAACGCCACUUGGGAACUCUGGAGAAUGAAGGACAAUUUACUUCAAGGGUGUCUGGGUUCUACCCGUGCUGGAAAAACCCCUAAUUCAUAGCAUUCCUGCACCUCCCAAAGUAGGUCACCUGGAGGUCAUUAGUAAAUGUUUUCAGGACCCUACUUUGGGGGAGAAUUUUAUCUAGGAAAAACGUUAGUCUGCUCUGAGCCAUUAGCAGGGGUCGGUGAAUCAGAGCAUCAGAGCUCCUCUAACUGGCUCAAGUUGGGGGGGGGGGGCGGGGCACACACCCAUGUUCACAGGAGACUUGGGACCCGCCUCCAGCUGCUGUAAACGCUGACCCUGCCGACGGACACUGUGAGGAAGCUGGGGAAGCCAGAGCAGCCCUCCUCCUGGCCUUGCCCGGCUGCCUCCAGAAAGAGCAGCCAGGACUUCCGGGAAGCAUCCAAUUCAAUACCAAACCCCUUGCAGUGAACUGCAGUUGGAGGUCAGAUUCCUGAAAAGAUGUCAGUCCUUUGCCCUACUGCUUGCUCUUAUCUCACUGCUCGGACCUUGACAGGCUUCUUGGGCCUCCGUCUGACUCCCGUGUGUUAGCCACCUCAGGUAGCAGAAUGGAGGAGCAAGAAAGUCUGCCCUUUGCCGCUCCUGAGUGGAGAGGCGUGUGCACGGAUGGGGGAUGGGCGUACGUGUGCAGUUUCCAGCUUUGCUAACAAGCGGGCGCUCGAAGGGCAGAGAGGAGGGAAGAUCUAUGAGGCUCAGCCACUUGCUGUGUUGAAGGCCAGAGGCAACCUGCUGUUCAGUUAGUCAAGAUCUUCCCUCCCUGGGUCCUUUUUCCCAAUUGACCUUUUUAUUUUCUUUCUGAGAACUACUAAUUAGUGAUCCCUCAAGGCUGAAAGAUUAACUGCCGUAGGUGGAGAACUUAACCUCCUGCUAGUCACAUCAGCCUCAACUCUGCUUUCUCUUUCCCAGUGAGCUACUAACUUGACCUCUUCCUCCCUCUGAUUGAAGGAUUGGGUGCCGCGUUUUUGGAUUAUAAACCUAUUCCUACCUUGUUACUUCAGGAAUUUUUAGCUUUGGUUUUGUUAUUAAGAAGUAACCUAAAAUUUCUACAACACUAAAUAAAAUGGUACUACCUUUCAAA
Suricata suricatta (meerkat) is the source of this 6713-nucleotide messenger RNA. It is a transcript of the gene RAB11FIP1, whose product is annotated as RAB11 family interacting protein 1. Gene Ontology annotation, molecular function: small GTPase binding. Gene Ontology annotation, cellular component: intracellular membrane-bounded organelle. NCBI's taxonomy places the organism in Eukaryota, Metazoa, Chordata, Mammalia, Carnivora, Herpestidae. The record is from RefSeq and is a predicted model, not a curated record. Bases 71 to 3841 code for a protein of 1256 amino acids. Gene Ontology annotation, biological process: regulated exocytosis. The transcript has 6 exons.